ACCUCUCCUCCCUCAUCCUCUCCCUCUCCCUCUUCCACCGCCGCGUCCUGCUUCUCCACGACUCCUCCAUGUCCUUCGUCAGCGCCGCCGCUUCCCCUAAAACAGAGUCCUUCGUCUUCCACGCCUCUUCCGCCAUCAGCAAUCUCUUCUUCCACGGCAAAGCCGAGCUCUGCCGCGCAAAGUUCGGUUCUUGCUUCAGCGAGGAGUUUGUUGAAUGGGUCCGGAGGCAGGGGAGGUUCCCAGAAGUCGUAAAGGGCAGGCUUUUCAAUUCUUGCCGGAGCAUCGAAGGCGAGUUUCUGAGCCGACUUUCGAAAGAACCGGCGUUCAAUGGGGACAGGAUAUUUGCCGUCGGGCCGCUUAAUCCGAUUGCGGCGGAUAGGCGGGAGAGGGAAGAUGAGUGUUUGGAGUGGCUUGACCGGCAGCCAGCGGCGUCGGUGGUGUACGUCUCGUUCGGCACAACCACGUCCAUGUCGAGGCGGCAGGAGAGGGAGAUUGCGGCGGGGCUUGAGGAAAGCGGGCAGAGGUUUAUUUGGGUUCGCCGGGAGGCGGAUCGCUGCGAUGUGUUUGAGGCUCGGGAGGAAGGAGAAGAGGACAUGGAUUUGGCUGAGUGGGAAGAAAGGAUGAAGAAGAAGGGCAUGGUAAUCAGAGGCUGGGCCCCGCAGCUGGAGAUCCUCGCCCAUCCCUCAACCGCCGGCUUCCUGAGCCACUGCGGCUGGAACUCAUGCAUGGAGGCGAUGAGCAACGGCGUGCCGAUCCUCGCGUGGCCGAUGCACUCCGACCAGCCGGCGAACACCGUUCUGGUUACAGAGAUCCUGGGGACGGGAUUGGUCGUGAGAGAGUGGUCGGAGAGCAACGAGGUGGUGGCGGCGGCGGUGGUGAAGGCGGCGGUGGUGAGGUUGAUGGCCGGAGAUGAAGGCCGGGAGAUAAGGAAGAAGGCGAGAGAGGUGGGGGAGGAGCUUCGUGCUGCAGUAGGGGUUGGCGGAAGUUCCCGCCGGGAGUUCGAUUCGUUCGUGGCGUAUAUUUGUCGGCCGUCAGAUAUAUGAUGUAAUGUGAUUGUCCGAUGCUUAUU
Messenger RNA from Phalaenopsis equestris, 1069 nucleotides. RefSeq names its product cis-zeatin O-glucosyltransferase 1-like. The record is from RefSeq and is a predicted model, not a curated record. The coding region runs from base 69 to 1043 and encodes 324 amino acids. Gene Ontology annotation, molecular function: UDP-glycosyltransferase activity. Lineage: Eukaryota; Viridiplantae; Streptophyta; Magnoliopsida; Asparagales; Orchidaceae. The transcript has 2 exons.